Molecule: messenger RNA, 441 nt
Organism: Vitrella brassicaformis
Lineage: Eukaryota; Vitrellaceae
Source: the annotation of a GenBank genome assembly
CUCACCCGGUGGCAGCAUGGCCCUGACGAGGGCCGCCGCAGCAGCAGCCAACAAGGGGGAGGUUCCACAGCCAGCCAACCUGACCCAGUAUGUAUGGCACACGACAGUGACGCUCGGAGUGCAGAUAGAUCCAUUGAUCCAGCUCCUUGUUUGUGCCCACCCAGGUCUGCUGCGACGCCUCUGCUGGAGCAUUCUCGAUGACUUGAUGUGCCGCGGCCGACGCGCCCUCCCCUUCCUCAUCCCAGUCGUCCUCAUCAUACUCCUCAUCGAGCUGAUUAUACCCAGGAUCCACCUCACGCAUCGCGCCGACGCUGUGCUGAUGAGCCAUCUCCUCUCGCCUAAAAACUCCCCUUUCUCCUCUUUCAGGAAGGAAGAGGAGACUUAGUGUCUGGCAAAGAACGAACGGCAAAGAACGAAGGACGACGAUGACGAUGGAAUGAG